UUUUUUGUUUAAAGGAACUCUCUUCUUAACGAACAUCCAGUUUAUGUGGAAAUCAGCCUUCCUGAUUAGUCUGUUCGAAUGGUACCGGCUAAUCUGGGGCGACACUACGCAAUUACAUUAAGACAAAUUUUCCCAGAACGAGGCUCAUUUAUAUCUAUAACUUUCUCUGUUCUUUUCCAACAAGGGUCUGCGAGUCACAUGUUGGGAGGAUUAAAGGGCCCCAAUACAUCUUCCUGGAUCCGCAAAAAUGUGUGACGUUGGAAAUCAUUUUACACGAGAUUGGACACGCCAUUGGCCUAUACCAUGAGCACACGAGGGCAGACCGGGACAAUUACGUCACUGUACAUUAUGAAAAAAUUGACAACGACUCCCACUACAACUUUGACAAAUUCAACGCGACCCAAUAUCUCGAUUUCAACAAGCCGUAUGACUAUCACAGCAUAAUGCAUUACGGCAAAAACUUUUUCGCCAACUCACGCAACGCUAUUUCGUUGGAACCGACAAACGAAUAUUAUUUGAAUAUAAUUGGAGAAGCGAAACUCCUCAGCUUCCAUGAUGUACAAAUUGUGAGCGCCAUGUAUAAGUGUAAAGAGAAGUGUCCUCACGUAGAAUGCCCUAAGGGUGCAUUUGUCGGGAAAAACUGCGAAUGCUUAUGCAAGGGACCACCCAAAGAUCCAGUUCAACGAUGCAACCACCCGAAAAAUAUGGCAUUAGUGCCCUGUAAACCCCCGCCUAUUGACAUGGACACCUACUUCGUGAAAUCAAUCGGAAAGGUGUCACUGGAUGAUCUGUCUCGUACCCAGUACCCAGACGGAACAGUUCUCAUGGUGGAGAAUCCCCUGUGCUCCAACCAAGGGACCGGAAACUAUACCUGUCAAGACGGUGAAUGGGUGGUCAAUAUCAACUGCAAACCAGAUCGGUGUGUGUACGAUAGCAUCCGCUAUGAAUUCGAACCGAAUAUUACAGCGCAUGGACUUGGCCCAACCGCGGAAUACGUCAACACGGGUACACAUGUGCACGUAGAGUGCAGAGCACCAAAAAGGACCCAAGGGUAUGAUUCUGAAUGCAGAGAUUCCAUUUGGGUUCCAGAAUUGCCGAGUUGUGAUGCAGAUCGUUGUGUGUACGACAGGACCCGAUAUGUCUUCAAACCGAACAUUACUUCGGACGGCGUAAGUGGAACCACUGAAUACGUCAACUCGGGAACAUUCGUUCACGUAGAAUGCAUUGCACCGAAAGGGAUACCAGGUUAUGACUCUAAGUGCACAGACUCGCUUUGGGUUCCAACUCUGCCAAAUUGCGAUGCAGCUGUCGAUUGUAAGAUAGAGAACUUCGAUGUUCGCAACGUGGAGGUAUUGUUGAACGGCACGGUGCAAUCGGAUGGUGAUGUUGUCCCAGAUGGCAGCUCGGUGCAGGCACGGUGUAAAGGGUCAAACGAACAAAAUAGCCCGAUUAAUGAAUCCCAGUCCGAUCUGGUUUGUCACAAAGGACACUUGAAAGGUCAAAUUCCCAGACAAUGUCCAGCAGCAUUAUUCGCUUGCCCCAUUGUGCAGUUCGCCAACACGAGUGGCCCAUUUCAUUACGGCUACGAUGUAAAGUGCUUCAAUAAAUACGAAAUGCAGCCAAACUUGCAAGCUCGCUUUCAGUGCGACUGGAAAGGAGACUGGAAGCCAUUCGUACCAAGAUGUAUCCCUAAAUCAUGCCAAGUUAUCUACGGCAAUGCAAACGUCAAAGUGCAACUAAUGGAUGGAUCGCAUAUAAGCCCAAACUCAAGAAUCAGCAGUGGUCAGAAUAUCUCUAUGUCUUGCACGCAGAAGGGUAACGUUCCUGACCAACUGACGCUGACAUGUGACCACGGUGUAUACAAUGAGACAGGCGAAACAACGCUCCCUGUGUGCAAACUAGUCAAGUGUAUGCCACCUCCUUUAUCGGGCGCUGUAAUGUACCGUCCAAUGAAUAAUAGCUACGUAUUCAAGGACACUGUAGGAAUACAACGUUGCCAGGGUAAACUAUGGUUUCAAGGUGACCAGCGUUUAACGUGCACAGCAGACGGCACUUGGAACGGGACAGCAACAUGCACACCGUACUGUCAACAUGGCGCUGAGAAAUGGGAGGAAAGGCAGAAUUCUGAUCUGAUAAAACAUACUAUCAGAAACAUUACCGUGGAAUCAUACCAGGAGUGCCUUACCUUUUGCAAAAACUAUGACCGUGUUCUGUGCCGCGCGUUCGCAUACGGAUUUGACCAGGGAAAGCGCAGAUGCCGAAUCACGUAUGCAAACCCAAGCAGUCCAAACGCCAAAGAUAUGUUGGGCGCAAGGCAACUCUGGUCGGUGUGGUCUCGAAAGUGCGACUAAAUUACAAUAAUUUUGCUCUGGGACAUAUACAGUGAAAGAGCUUGAACAUGCAUACUUGUGUAUACCUUUGCACACGAUGAUCUGUUGGUCCGGUUUGAUUAUUGUUUUCAUGCAAAUUUCACGUGUAUGUAUCUUUGCUUGAUAUUAACAAUUUGUGCAAGGCUGUUUGUUAUGUAAAUAAAUAAAAUCAUAUCUGCUUUA
Molecule: messenger RNA, 2552 nt
Organism: Dreissena polymorpha
Lineage: Eukaryota; Metazoa; Mollusca; Bivalvia; Myida; Dreissenidae
Product: complement receptor type 2-like
Exons: 16
Coding region: 444-2351 (635 amino acids)
Biological process (GO): proteolysis
Molecular function (GO): metalloendopeptidase activity
Source: RefSeq, a predicted model, not a curated record